Molecule: messenger RNA, 6648 nt
Organism: Xiphophorus maculatus (southern platyfish)
Lineage: Eukaryota; Metazoa; Chordata; Actinopteri; Cyprinodontiformes; Poeciliidae
Gene: mbnl2
Product: muscleblind like splicing regulator 2
Exons: 9
Coding region: 999-2168 (389 amino acids)
Molecular function (GO): metal ion binding
Source: RefSeq, a predicted model, not a curated record
UGUUGGCUGGAAGUGUUACAGCCAAAUAGUUUGAGUAGACACUCUUUUGCUUCCUGCCUGCCCGCCUGCCUCGCUCGCUUUGCUCUGUGGCUGAGAGAGAAAAUCCCUGUCUAGGCAUGGACCUCUGGCUGCGGUGCUCGGCGGCUCGCGAGGAAUGACAACAGCUCACAUGGUCAUUAACUCCUCUCGUCGGGGCUGAAGGGAGAACCGCACCGGAGCCAACGGGUGCCUCCUGUGUUUAGGACUAAGACAGAAGCUCACAGCGGCGCGCUGGGAACGUAUAAACCGAGAUCAGACAGAAAGUGCCUUUUGAGUUAUUAUCCCUACUUGAAGACUUUGUCCGAAGAGCUCCGGAUAUUCCUCUGCGGUCUCUGCUGGCCAUAGCUUCAAAUCCCACCUGGUUUGUCCUCGUCUGCGCUUUUUGUGCGAAUAAACCCCGAGUUAAACCUGAAGCCGAACCUCUCCGCUGCUGGCCAGUGUGCCAAAGCUUAAAGGCGCUUCGAAGGGAAGAGCUGCACACCUUUGUGCUGUCCUAAAAUGUGCCAUUGUACCUGAAAAUAGGGCCACCUUUGCUCCCCAACACCCACCCACCCCCUUCGAAAGAGAUCAUUACUCAUAAAAAGGACAUUUUGGGGACAGUGGUGUGUCCAAUACAAGCAUGAUCCCUCUGCCUCGCCAGAGGUCUGCUCUUGAGAUUUACUGAUUGAUGAUGAUUGAUGAAUCUGUUUGACUGACAAACUUCCACAGCACAGUUGUUCAUCCCAUGCUCAGGUUUCUCCACCAGAUUUAAUGUUUUUUUGGGGGGUUUUUUUUUUGGGCCGCAAAGACAAAGCACCUCCACUGACCUGAGGCAGAGUAUUUUUAACUGCAUGUUCCAUCGGUUUUACUUUUGAUUUCAUGUGUUUUUAACCCGGAGCUCUUUGUCAAAGCACCUCCUCCCCGAACCGAGCGGCUCCCUCUCCUUCCUCCUGCCCCGCGGCCAUCAGACCCCUUUCGACAUGGCUCUAAACAUAGCCUCGAUACGGGACACAAAAUGGCUGACCCUGGAAGUGUGCCGGCAGUUUCAGCGAGGGACGUGUUCACGCAGUGACGAGGAAUGCAAAUUCGCCCACCCACCCAAAAGCUGCCAGGUGGAGAACGGGAGAGUGAUCGCCUGCUUUGACUCGCUAAAGGGACGCUGCACGCGAGAGAACUGCAAAUACCUCCACCCGCCGGCUCACCUGAAGACCCAGCUGGAGAUCAAUGGCCGGAACAACCUGAUCCAGCAGAAGACGGCGGCCGCCAUGUUGGCUCAGCAGAUGCAGUUCAUGAUCCCCGGAACAACCAUGCAGCCCGUGCAGACGUUUCCGGUCAGCCAGGGCCUUGGAUCCAGUGCGGGCUUGAGCUACACGCCUUACCUGACCCCGAUGUCCCACAGCAUGGGCCUGGUCCCCACAGACAUCCUGCCCAGCACUCCCGUCAUCGUCCCCGGCAGCCCACCCGUGUCAGUGACGGCCGGUUCCUCCUCCAACCAGAAACUCCUGCGUGCCGACAAACUGGAGGUCUGCCGCGAGUUCCAGCGGGGCAACUGCGCCCGCGGCGAGACAGACUGCCGCUUUGCCCACCCGAGCGACAGCCCCAUGAUCGACACCAGCGACAACACGGUCACCGUGUGCAUGGACUACAUCAAGAGCCGCUGCUCCCGCGAGAAGUGCAAGUACUUCCACCCCCCGGCCCACCUGCAGGCCAAGAUCAAGGCGGCCCAGCACCAGGCCAACCAGACGGCCGUGGCCGCACAAGCAGCAGCCACGGCUGCAGCCAUGACUCAGUCGACUGCCAAAGCAAUGAAGCGACCCCUCGAGGCAACUGUAGACCUGGCGUUCCCCCACGGCGUCCUCCAGCCGCUACCAAAGAGACCAGCGCUUGAGAAGAGCAACGGAGCCGGCUCUCUGUUCAACCCCAGUGUUUUGCACUACCAGCAGGCGCUGGCCAACGCACAGCUCCAGCAGCCCGCUUUCUUUCACACAGGGUCAGUGUUGUGCAUGACCCCUGCUAGCAGUCUUGAUCAUCCUGAAGUGAGCGUCACCAGGGAAACGGAGUGUCACGAAGCUGCACUAGGAAGCCCAAAACAGCCCCUCUGUAAAUACUACCUUGCCUCUCCCAUAGAGGUCCAGCAACCUGCAUGCUAAGAGUGUAACACUUCAAUUUAACCACCAGAACUGCAGAGCCGCUGUAACACACACACACACAUGCACAUAGAAAACAAAAGAUAUGCACACAUAUAUGUUAUAUAUAUAUAUAUAUCUACACAUAUAUAUAUAAAAUACUGUAUGUAUUGCUAGAAAACAGACUAUGAACAUGAAAAAGUCACAAAUAUUCUUAUGUAUAGUACAGACACACUAUAGAUACAGUGGAAUAUCAACUCUUGGAUAUUUAUUUUAGAACUUCAGAGCAGCGUUCACCCCGACAGCCACACCUUCACGUCCCUUUGCUGUUUCAAACGAUAGCCUGCCCCAGACGCCAACAUUUUCUGCCCGGAAACAUCUCGCCACAAGAGCGUUACGCGCUCUUUCCACUUUUAUUUUCGCCAUCGCCCCGUCGCUGCAGAGUCGACCCGCUCGCCCUUUAUUUGCCGUGAGUUCAGCUUGUUCGCAUGCAGUCCGGACUGGAGAAGCUUGACAAGGCUCGGGCCUGCGCCAAGGGCUCGACAGAAGCUGGAGGGGUUAGCUUCAGUCAUACCAAGCCUUUUGUGUGUGUACGUGCGACUGUGUGCGUUGUGUGUGUCGUUGUCAGGAAACUGAUGGUCUGCCGGCAGACUGCGACUUUAAGCGAGGACUUGCAACUCCAGGUCUGGUAAAUGAGGUUUUUUCUUUUUCUUUUUCUUUUUGUUUAUUUUUUUUAGAACCGGGGGACAUGUGAGGGACUUAAGUGCUAAAUCUAAAUAUAAAAACAACAACAACAAAAAAAAGUUUGAAAAAAAAAAAACAAAAAUAAAGAAAAUGGUGCAUUUGACGACACUCGUCAAGCAAAAAGAUGACUUGAACUUUGAACUGGAGGGCUAUCUGUGACCGUCGGUUGUCCUGUCCAACCCUACUAUCACCGAUAAUCCUGUUUCCAUUUUAGAAAACUGUAGAAGUGCCUCAAAAAAAAAAGUUUUAAAAGAAGCUCAUCAACGACACAUAAAGCAUCCAGGGUGUGGAUCACUAAGAGUCACAAAAAAAAACCCACCGGCUGUUAAAUCCAAGUGGACUCUUUUCGGGGAAAGACAUUACACUUCGCGUUGCCGGGAAGAGGGGGGCCGGGGGUUCAACUUCCAUGGCAACGGCUCAUCUUACAUCACAAGUGACUUUACUGCAAGGAGAGAAUUUAAAGGAUCGACAAAUCAAAACUAGCUUUGUAGAAUGUUUGGUGACGUUUCACAGUGUAUCCGUCGUUUCUUACAUCGGUUUCAGUAGUUUACACGAGGAAAGUGAGUGAGAAAACAACGUAUUGUAAACUGUGUAAUGUAUGUAAAGUGUCUGUUAUUUUGACAGUUUCUAUUCACAGUUCUAGAAAAUGUAUUCAGAAUUAUUUAAAGAAGUUGUGUUGUGUCUACUAUCAAGGUGUGUUUGACCCUCCGCCUCCUAUAACAAGUGUUCGUUUUUCAAGGCCAAGACAAGAAAAAUCUCAUUUGGGUUUGCUUUUUUUUUUUUUUUCCUUGAAGUUUUUCUCCAUUUGAUCAAAAAUUCUGAUGUAAUCUCAUGGUGCUUGAUCAACACUGACAAUCCACAAUCGAAACGGUUUGUUUUCAUGCACAUUGGGACCUGUAUGUUCACCGUAGCAACAAUGAUGUAAUAAUGGCUAAUAACCUGAUUUAGGUCAUUUUAAAUAGAAUAUUGUUGUGAAGCUUUUGAGCCAAUAACCUAACAUGACACCUUAUGUCAUCCAGCAUAAAUCUUUAUAAGCAGCUUUUAAAGCAACUGGGAAAUAUUGGCUAUAUGUGCGAUAAUUGCAGACCUGUUUAUGCAGAUAUUGACGCCCAAAAAAAACUCCCAAUGUAGGAUUCUUGACACCUAAAAGGUUCCCUACAGAAAAAAAUAAAUAAAACGCUAUAAAAAUCAAAUAAGUGCUAAGUUUGACUCCAAUCAGACCUUCAAAGUGUUCAACGAUUUUUUACAUUUUUCUCAUUAAAUUAAAAAAAUUCAAAUUAUAUUAAUAUAAAUUGCGCAGUGGAGAGUGGAAUGAUUUGGGCAAUGUGAAGGUUUUAACUAGACUAUUUUGUGUUGCAAUAAUUUAUUUCUAUGCAAUAGCACAACAAAGUAUAACACAGGGGUUCCAUUUAGACCCCUCUAUCUGUUAUGCUGCCAACUAGUGGUUGAAUAUGUAAUUCCAUGAAAAGAUUUUUAAAUAACCCCUUAAAUUUUUAAAAUGUGUAUAAGGAAUUAGUUUUUUGUGUCAGAAAUGUUUAAAUAAAGUAGACUGUUAUUUAAUGAUACAGUUUACAUAAGACGAAAUAAGGUGUUUUUAUGUGAUGGCCAACAAUCUGAACCAAUUUGGGUGGAGGAUUCUAAGAAUGUCACUUUUAACUUUUUGAGGUUUAAGGGGAAGUGAGGUGGAGAAUUUUUAACAUUCAUUCAAACUGUUUAUGUUUGGAAAAUCCCACGUCACAUUGACAAAAAUAUCAGGAAUUAAAAAAUGAAAAGUGGCUAAGAGGGAACAGUUGGGUCUACAGAAAUGAAUGCUCUGCUAAUAGCGUGAGAACCAAUUAUGCUAUUAGCAAAAUGUCACAUUAAUGGUCCACAAACUUAAUAUUAGUGGUUCCAUUCCUCUUUCAUAACAUUUAAAAUGGCCGUUAUUGGUAUUUGUUGCGCUGCUGGUCAUUAUCACCUCAUCGGUUGCUACACACCCUUUUGUGAAAGGCGGUAAAUUGUCCUGUUUUGUUGUAAUUUAUCUUGCGUCACUCUAGGUGAGAUUUUACUCAAAAAUGAUGUUGUAAACUAUCCUGUUUUGAGAUGAAUGUAAUUUAUUGAGCUGUGCAGCGUUUCUGCACGGGUCAGUUGUCUUUUUUUUUUUUUUUUUUUUUUUUUUUUUUUUAAGGCCAACCCCUCCGUUGAGCCGGCAGAUGAGGAGUCACACUGCGGCGGGGGAGACUUGAAAAGCUCUCCCCCCUGCGAUGGAACUGGAAACAUUUUUGGAUCUUUCUCGCCCUCUCAUCGAGGUUAAAAAGAAAAGAAAAGAAAAAAAAUUUUGGAAAACGAUCACAGCGUAGUACUAGAGUUGCUUGUGUUACUGAUGGGGGGAAGGAAAAAGUUUAUUGUAUAGAUGACGUUUUACCAACGAAAAAAGUGGAAAAAAAAAUGCAAAGAAAAUUUUGAAAAAGAUGUACUUUUCACUCUAGUAUGAUAGUAUUUCAUAACAAUAUUAAGUUGUUGCGGUGGCAACCAAAUGUUGCAGUUACUAAAGUUUGGUAUUUUUGUAAAUGACAUUGUUAAGUUGAUUUUUUUGUUUUGUUUUUUGGGUUUUUUUUGCUAGAACACUGUACACAAGGUAGAUUGUAAAGAAGAUAUGAACAUUUCUUAUUCAACGAGAAUAUGACAGUGACCUGAUAUUUUCACUAGCAAAUAACAGCCUCUAUACUGACUGUAACACUUCUAGAUUUAAAAUCAUCAAUGUUAUAUAGAUUACAUAUAAAUAUGAAUAUAUAUAUAUGUAAGAACUAAAUAUUCUAUAAAUUAAGUUCAGAUGUAAAACUCCUCCCCUGACAAAGGACCUUUAAGUUCCACACUGAGACGUUUUAUUUGAAGCGUAUUUAUCCGUAGAUUUUAGGAUUGCACUUUUUUUGUUUGUUUUUCACUUCCUUUAGACUUCAAAGGCAUCGGUAAUUAAUUCAACAUAUUGUUGCAUGGGAAAAUAUUUUUCUUUUACUUGCUAAACGAUAACAUACUGAAUGUUUUUAAAGAGAAACAAAAAAAAACAACAUAUAUGUCUGUACGGCCUGCAGCAGCAACCUUGUGUAUGGGAUCCCUUUGAGGCGAAAGGUUUCUCGACGUGCGUUUGCUGUCGUUGAUAAGAUGGUUUUAAAAAAGAGAGAACGGGGAAGAAGAAAAAAAAGGAGAAAUGUAAGCACUUUCUGAGCAGUUGGUCAACUGAGCAGACUCAGCUUAUCCAAACACUUUGCCUUAUCUUGAGUCCAUCGUGCUUGAGGUUUUAUGUUUUUAAGAGCUCUUCUGAAAUUUAUUAAAGACGACUUGAACGGUCUCACUUCUCAAAUCCCUUCGGAGUUUCCUUUCAAUUGUGAUUCUUUAUAUCCGAGGUCGUUUAAUUUUCCUUAAAGGUUUUAAUGUGUGCGCCAUGAAGCCAACUGGGAGCACUGCAACCGAACUGGUCUCCCGGAGUGCGUAGUAGCCGUGUUGGGUCCCAUUGUCUUACAAUGGAACAGCUUGAGCAUGUAAUUCACAGCUUAUGACAGCAGAGGGCACUACAGUAGAGACCGCAGGGUUGCAGUCUCCUUUACAAAGUUAAACUGACAAUAAGACUCUCAUUGGAUUCAUAGUUUUAAUGUAAUCAUUUUAAAUGUAUUCUUUUGCAUAUAUUUUGUGCUAUUUUAUGUUUAUAUAGUCAGUUGUUUCUUUGGUUCCAGCGAGAUAGUGUAAAAUUUAUUGAGAGAAAGAAAUAAAGAAAAUGAAAUGA